Molecule: messenger RNA, 2374 nt
Organism: Ceratosolen solmsi marchali
Lineage: Eukaryota; Metazoa; Arthropoda; Insecta; Hymenoptera; Agaonidae
Product: Malic enzyme b
Exons: 10
Coding region: 209-2065 (618 amino acids)
Biological process (GO): malate metabolic process; pyruvate metabolic process
Cellular component (GO): mitochondrion
Molecular function (GO): malate dehydrogenase (decarboxylating) (NADP+) activity; NAD binding
Source: RefSeq, a predicted model, not a curated record
GCUCGCUCGCUCUGCCACCCUCUCGCGCUCGCCGUCUCACUCCGGUUCGCGAUAAGACGACGACAGGAGCAAGGCAGAGCAGGGCGCGCGCGCAGCGAAAGAACAUCCGACGGAGGUCGGAGGAAGAAGGAAGGAAGGCAGGCGAGCGUGUGAGAUCAGCUGGUUCGUGGCCCGCGGCGAGAGACUACGGUACAGCUCAUUGGCCACCAUGUUCUCGCUUCAGAGGAGCCUUUUGUCAUGUGGAAGAAAUGGUUGUGGAUCAAAUACUAGUGUAUGGACAAGAACAUUAUCACCAAAUCAUCUAAUGGUGUACAAAGACAUUCAGCAACGCGACAUUCACGAAUUCCAGGGUGAUGUUAUACCUAUCAACAUGGUCAAGGGUAUCGGCCACCUACGAGAUCCCCGCCUCAACAAGGGACUAGCCUUUACGCUAGAAGAAAGAAUGGCACUGGGAAUCCAUGGUCUCCAACCACCAAGAUUUAAAACACAAGAAGAACAACUUGCUCUAUGUAAGGCUUCCGUAUUAAAGUAUACAGAAGAUUUAAAUCGUUAUCUAUAUCUUGUUGAACUUCAGGAACGAAAUGAACGAUUAUUCUUUAGAUUACUAAAAGAAAACAUUGAACAAAUGAUGCCCAUCGUGUAUACUCCAACUGUAGGUCUCGCCUGCCAAAAAUUCGGUGUAAUAUAUCGAAGACCGCGUGGAUUGUUCAUAACGAUUUAUGACAAAGGUCAUAUUUAUGACAUUCUUAAUAAUUGGCCAGAGCAAGCGGUACGAGCCAUUUGCGUAACUGACGGUGAACGCAUUCUCGGACUCGGUGACCUCGGCGCCUGCGGAAUGGGCAUACCCGUGGGAAAACUUGCUCUGUAUACAGCUCUAGCAGGCAUCAAACCUCACCAGUGCCUACCAAUCACCAUCGAUGUGGGUACAAAUAACGAGCAGCUGCGCAACGAUCCGCACUACAUUGGCCUGAACAAGCCCCGCACCGUUGGUGCCGAGUACGACGAACUACUCGAUGAAUUCAUGUCCGCAUGCGUUAAGAAAUAUGGUCAAAACGUCCUAAUACAGUUCGAGGACUUUGGCAAUCAUAAUGCUUUUCGGUUUCUGGAUAAAUAUAGGAACAAGUACUGCACUUUCAACGACGACAUACAAGGUACUGCCGCUGUAGCGGUCGCUGGUAUACUCGCCUCCCAAAGGAUCACCCAAAAGCCUAUGAAAGACAAUAAAUUCGUCUUUCUCGGAGCAGGAGAAGCAGCAAUCGGAAUCGCUGAUCUGUGCGUUAAAGCUCUGGAAGUUAGCGGAUGUUCCAAAGAAGAAGCACGCAAUAAUAUUUGGAUGUUAGACAUUGACGGUCUACUGACCACCACUCGUAAAGUAGGUGAUUUGGAUGGGCAUAAGAAAUUUUACGCCAAGAAUCACGAACCCAUGCAGAAACUUAUUGAUGUUGUUAGAGAAGUCAAACCUUCAAUCCUCAUUGGCGCUUCAGCAGCAGCUAACACAUUCACCCCGGAGGUUUUGCAAGAGAUGGCUAAAAAUAAUGAAAGGCCAUUAAUCUUCGCACUGAGUAAUCCAACAAGUAAAGCAGAAUGCACUGCACAAGCAGCGUAUGAACACACGCAGGGUAGAUGCAUAUUCUCAUCUGGUUCGCCAUUCGGUGAAAUUAAUUAUAAUGGAAAAAUCUUUAAACCAGGACAAGGUAAUAAUGCCUAUAUAUUCCCAGGAAUUGCUCUGGGUGUCAUUGCAACAGGUUGUCAUCAUAUUACCGAAGAUAUGUUUUUGCUGUCUGCUCAAGAAGUUGCGAAUUAUGUGUCUAAUGAAGACUUAGAAAGGGGAAGUGUAUAUCCGCCUCUAGGAUGCAUUCAAGAUUGUUCGAUUAAUAUAGCAUGUAAAAUUGCUGAAUACGCCUACAGAUAUGGUAAUUUGUCUAGUGAAUAUCCAGAGCCAAAAGAUAAACGAGCAUUCAUUAUCAGUAAGAUGUAUGAUUGUAAUUAUGACAGUCCUUUGGCUUGUGUGUAUUCAUGGCCAAAAGACUUUUGUAAUCCACGUACUUUACCAGAAAACUUGUAACGAGUUGAUGAUAUCCUUAUACACGGCAAGAUGAAUAAUUUGCUCUAAAUAAAAUAAAAAAUGCAUAUACUUAGCAGGAAUUUGUUCACGUACUACGCAAUUUGACGAUUCUAAAUCUGACUUAGUGAUUACAAUUACAUUUUUGUCAAGCAAUUAUAUUGCAAUAGUAAUCAUCCUAUUCACACAUAACUCCUGACUAUAUAAUGAAUUUUCAAUGUAACUAUAUCAAGAUUGAACAAAAAAGUUCACUAGUUAAAUCGUUGAAUUAUUAUUAACUAUUGUACUUAUCUAAAAUUGAAGCGCGAUAUU